AUGUCUUCGCCGGCUUCCGUCAUGGUAUCAGAGCCACGGCGAGGUAGUUACGCCGCCGCUGUUAUUGGUUCCGGCAAAUCCAGUCAGGGGACUCAUCCUGCGUCUCCGAUCAAUAGAUCGCCUACGCGACCGUCUCCGAUGAGCAAUCCGCAGAGGAUCAACAAUCCGCAGAGGAAUAAUGACAAGGCAGAGCAAAUGUGGAAUGAUCUGAGAAAGAGGUUCUCACAGCGAGAUCCUCACCGAAUUUCAUCUCUACAGAACGAGAUAUACUUGUUGAAGCAAGGUAGUUCAUCAGUGAAUGACUAUUACACUCGAUGCAGGAUCCUUUGGGAACAGAUGAAUGAAUUGAGACCUCUACCAGUCUGUAGAUGCGAUCCCAGGUGUUCGUGCAGCCUUCUUGAGGAAAUCCGAACUGAGCGAGAGAUUGACCAGAUAAUCAGGUUCCUACAGGGUCUCAAUGAAGGAUAUAACUCUCUGAAGUCCAGUGUUCUGGAGUUAGAUCCCUUACCUGACAUGCAUAAGAUAUUUGUCAUGGCUGAAAAAUUUGAGAAACAAUUAAACAUUGCAAACAUGAAUCUGACUGGAAUAGAACUCAGUCACGCAACUGCUGCUGUUACCCUCAUUCCAAAAUUCAAUGAAGCAGAAUCGGAGAAGGAAAGCAAGUAUUAUCCUAAUACUCAUAUAAACUCAGUCUCUUUACAUUCUUUCUCUUGGAUUUUGGACUCUGGUGCGACUGAUCAUAUAGCAUGUUCUCUGGAUUCUUUUGAUGAUUAUUAUGUGGUUGAAGGAACUAUGGUUAAUCUGCAAAAUGGGAAACACAUUAGAGUUGAACAUAUGGGGAACAUAACACUUGGGGAUGGCAUAUGCUUGAAAAAUGUGUUACAUAUUCCCUCCUUUAAGUUCAACAUCAUAUCUGUUAGCAAAUUGCUCAAUAAUUCUCCUCACCUCCUAACUUUUACCAAUGAUCAGUGCAUUCUUCGGGGGAGUCAUGGGAGGACAGUUGGUUUUGCUAAAGAAGAAAAUGGCUUAUAUCUACUGCUUGAACCACCUCAGAUUACUGUUAAUUCAUGUAAACUUUCUGCUAUGUCAUGUACUGCCAAAACUUGGCAUCAAAGGCUUGGACAUUUUCCCAUGAAUAAAAUGAGCCUUGUAUGUGAUAUUUCUGUUCCUCACAAUAAGAAUUUUGCAUGUGAUGUUUGCCAUUAUGCGAAGCAUAAAAGGUCCUGUUUCCCUUAA
Messenger RNA from Ipomoea nil (Japanese morning glory), 1236 nucleotides. RefSeq lists its product as uncharacterized. Lineage: Eukaryota; Viridiplantae; Streptophyta; Magnoliopsida; Solanales; Convolvulaceae. The transcript has a single exon. The record is from RefSeq and is a predicted model, not a curated record. Bases 1 to 1236 code for a protein of 411 amino acids.